CAGCAAGCGAGUCAUCAACAUCAAUGUUGGACAUGUCUACAGAUAUUCCAUCAACGCUUGGUCAUGUUGACAUCGAUGAGUGCAUUGAUGGUAGCCAUACUUGUACGGGAUAUUCAUACUGUAAUAAUACACUAUUGGGAUUUGAAUGCUUAUGCAUUGAUGGCUUCAAUAUUGGACCAAAUGAUACAUGUAUUGAUAUAAAUGAAUGUGAUGGGAAUCACUCAUGCACGGGAUAUUCAUAUUGUAAAAAUACUUUGGGGAGUUUUGAUUGCCCAUGCCUUGAUGGGUUCACACGAGACCAACAUGGCAUAUGCGUUGACGUGGAUGAGUGUUCAACUGAAGGUAUGUGUCCUGUAAAUUCAAACUGUAUCAACAAUAUAGGAUCGUAUGUCUGUGAAUGCGACCCAGGCUACAAUAAAACAUUUGAUGACACAUGUGAAGAUGUAAACGAAUGUUUGUCUGUUACUUGCAAAAUUAACUCUCACUGUGAAAAUACAAUAGGAAGCCACUUUUGUCUGUGUGACGACGGCUAUGCUGAUAUAGAAAGUCAAUGCCAGGACGUCAAUGAAUGUCUGGAAAGUCCCUGCCAAGAUCACGCAUUGUGCAUUAAUGAGCCUGGGACAUUUCGAUGUGAUUGCAAUUUUGGAUUUAUAGAUCAAGGUGGCGUAUGUAUAGAACCAAAUAAGUUUUCAUUGACGUUGCGAGUACUCCGUAUCAACG
Molecule: messenger RNA, 720 nt
Organism: Owenia fusiformis
Lineage: Eukaryota; Metazoa; Annelida; Polychaeta; Sabellida; Oweniidae
Source: the annotation of a GenBank genome assembly